Molecule: messenger RNA, 339 nt
Organism: Dictyostelium discoideum AX4
Lineage: Eukaryota; Evosea; Eumycetozoa; Dictyosteliales; Dictyosteliaceae
Exons: 1
Coding region: 1-339 (112 amino acids)
Source: RefSeq, a predicted model, not a curated record
AUGUCUACCACUGUUAAUAAUAAUGAUGCCUCAAGUAGUAGUACCUCUGCCUCUAAUAGCGCUGAAUCCUUUGAUUUAAGAAUGAAAUCAAUGGAGGAUCAAAUCAACAAUCUUUCCUUAGCCUUUACAAGAUUCAUGAAAGAACCUAUGUUCUCUUCUAAUACCAACUCACGUAGCCAACCUUCUCAUGAUAACUCUGACACCGAGAAUGAACAAAGUGAAGAUGAAUCAGACUUGGUGAAGUGGUCGUUCAAAGGUCUCAUUAUUACUCUUGACUCAAUCAAGGUUUACUUGUCGAAGAAGAAUGUAUCCUCAAGAAAGAUGAGAUAUCCGAAUUGA